Molecule: messenger RNA, 2496 nt
Organism: Trypanosoma rangeli
Lineage: Eukaryota; Euglenozoa; Kinetoplastea; Trypanosomatida; Trypanosomatidae
Exons: 1
Coding region: 1-2496 (831 amino acids)
Biological process (GO): nuclear-transcribed mRNA catabolic process
Cellular component (GO): nucleus
Molecular function (GO): RNA binding; 5'-3' RNA exonuclease activity
Source: RefSeq, a predicted model, not a curated record
AUGGGCGUUUUGGGGCUGCGCAAGUUUAUUGACGCCUCCUCCUGCACAAGAUUUCUCCCCGAGACUGCACAAGAUGCGGAGGCGCCCUCCUCUGCCCAUAGCGGUGAAGCAACGCACACGGCGGUGGCGGCGGCGGCGGGUGACCACCCGGCACUUUCCUCAAGCCCCACGGUGACGCCACACGUGGAUCACGUCCUCGUGGAUUUGAACUGCAUCAUCCACGCCUGCUUCGGCCGUGGGGCGUCCACAGCGACGAAGCGGGAGGUGGUGCAGGCCGUGCUGGAGCAGCUGCGUGUCCUGCUGACGCUGGUGGUGGUGCCGCGAUUGUCCUUGACGAUAUGUGUCGAUGGCCCUGCACCGUAUGCGAAACUACAGACGCAGCGGCUGCGCAGGCGGCGACUGGCCCUACUCGAUACGAGUGGGGCGCAGCAGUUGACCCCGCUCGCUGUGACGCCGGGCUCUUUGUUUCUUGUGGAGUUGGAGAACGCCCUGGCAGCGCAGUUCAAGCUGCGAGGGGGACGCGGAUUUUUGCCCCACUUCGUUCCUGUAUUUCUGCACGGCUCCACAGCGGCGGGCGAGGGUGAGGCAAAGAUUGCGCGGGCGCUGGCCCACUUGGCCACCACUGCUCUUCCGCGGGGCGAGCAGUACGACCCGAACCACACGGUUGUUGUGGUUGGCAACGACAUCGAUCUCACCCUGACUUGCCUGGGGGCGACGCAGUACCACAACCUCUUCGUGGUGGGGCCGUCCUCGAUGCAGCUGAUCAGCGUCGCCGAGAUGCUGUACCGGUGGCUGCGUAGCGGGACACAAGGGACCGGGGAGUUUCGGCUAACUGUGCAGGAACUCGCCUCUGUGCGGGUGGACUUUGUGUUUCUCUUCCUCCUCAACGGUGGCGACCACUACGCCGGGGUGGGAGAUGUGGCGCACAUUUUGUGGAAGCGCUACCGCACAGUGCGUGCGGCCUCGAUGCGGCGUUGCCUGGUGGCCCCUGAUCUGACGUCCAUCGACUUGGAGUUCCUCUCGGACAUUCUGCAGGCCUCCGACUACAGCGGGGGUUCCGACACGGAGGUGGGCGUGGAGCUGCUCCACUCCACGCUGUGGUCGCUUUACACCACCGUCACCGGCGUGUGCCCGGACUACCAGUACGUGCCGACGUCCACCUCGCCCCACCUCAACCACCUGCGUGAGGCGGUGGUGCACUGCCUGAAGCACCGCCGCGGCAUUCGCAUUCAGCCCCAGCGUGGCUCCAAUGCACCGCUGACGCCCUUGGAGACGUUUGUCGCACUGAUGCCCACAGAGGCGGGUCUUCCGUCCGGCGUGGCACAGGCGCUUCGCUCCUCACGCAGGUACGACUCUGUAGCCCAGCAGCUGCUCACGAGUAAUGAUCCAGCGGUGGUGGCGGCGGCAGCCAAGCAGGCCGUCGCGGCUGCAUGCGAGUACCUGACGGUCAGUGAACAAUGCCUGCGGGAUUUUACGUUACCUGUGCAGCUGAACGUCCCGCAGCCCCCACGGCGUCUUUCGCGCCACAAGCAGCAUCGCAUGCUUGCAACACAAGGAAGGAUUGAGCGAGAGGAGCCGAUUCCUUUUGUGGAACAAGUCACACUGCCGGAGACAUUCUGCUACGUGGAUGCCACGUACCCACCGUACGUGAAGGAACUGCUCUUUUUCUCACCAUUUGACGGAGGAGCGGCGAUGCAGUCGCCCGGCAAUCACAACGUCACCGUCGCGGUGCAGCCCUUUGCACCCAACGCCGUCCGUGGGCCACGAGGGCGCCUGAGAGGCAGGCGUGGGGGCAGCGAGGCUGCAGUGCGGCGCAUUCCUGUGCACAUGCAGCCAAGCGAGGAGGUCUCUGCGAUGCGGCAGAUGCAGAUGACGCUUGAACAGACGUCGUCCUUGCGAAUGCCGGAGGGGGGUGACAAGAAGACACUGCGGCGACUUAAAAAGCGACUCAACGCUCAGCGGCAUCUCGUUGAGAAGCAGCUGCGCAGCGAGGAGAGCGGCACUGAGGCGAAGCGGCACAUGUUUCGCCAGGGUGACAAAGCCUUUCUUGCAGAGCUGCGGCAGUUCUUGGGUGAGGAUGACGGCAGCGUGAGGCAGCUUCUCCAAGACGACGGGAACGGGGCUGAAAGAAACAACGCACAGCAGGGGAAUGCAAAGAAGAGAAAAGCGAAAACUUCGGGUUCAGCAGCCAAGGCGGCACCGCGUGGACGCAAACGUGGCAGGGAGACGAUGGACACAUCGUCCGUGAAACCUGCAAGUGAAGGGGGAGGCCGGCGGGAUUCCCCCAACGGAGAAUCGAGAGAUGCAAAGAGACAGCAACGGGAAGGAAACUGUACGGUGUCUCAUAAUCACACGACUCUUGCUGCCGCUGGCAUGCGCGAGAGGACUCCCCGCGGUGCCGUCGGUAAUCGCCCAGCGAACCCGCUGCCGCAGCCACCGAGGCCUAAAAGGCAGGCGACUAGGAGGAAGAAGAAGGCAGCGGCAAAAUUUGACUAA